This is a messenger RNA of Symbiodinium sp. CCMP2592, 544 nucleotides long. Lineage: Eukaryota; Dinophyceae; Suessiales; Symbiodiniaceae. The record is from the annotation of a GenBank genome assembly.
AUGUACUUGUGGCUCUUGCUGCCCGUGACCAUCUCUGUCUUAAAUGUCAGGUCGGAGAGCCUGGAUGACUGCGAUGGCGACUGCAGCUUGCAGCUGUUGCAGAGAAAGGCUGACAGCUCCACCACUGCAGACUACACGCUGCGGAUGAAGGGCAAGGACCCCAUCAUGCUCUACGACUCCUCGGCACCCGAAUUCGGGAAGAAGCCCAAGCUACAAGCCUACUGUGCCAUCGGCUCCUGCGACAACGACGGCCUGUGCAAAUGCUUAUUGGGCCAAGGAUUUUAUCUAGGCCCCAUGAGCGAGCUACAAAAUUGGCUGGAUAUCACAAGCGGCAGGGACACCUUGAGCACUUUUGCGGUUCAGCGAAGCGGACAGGAUGCAGCCAAGAACCACCAAACCUGUCAGGGAAAGUAUGCCUUUUGCUAUGGCGUGCCUUGCACGUGUCCGAAAGACGAUUGUUUCGAUAUGGCAAACGAGGACAAGGACGGAGAUUGCAAAUGCAUCCAGAUGGAGGGGAAUUUCAGCACCAUCAAUCCACUUGGCU